Mugil cephalus (flathead mullet) is the source of this 648-nucleotide messenger RNA. Its product is annotated as myosin heavy chain, fast skeletal muscle. The transcript is spliced from 6 exons. Bases 112 to 648 code for a protein of 178 amino acids. Gene Ontology annotation, molecular function: actin filament binding; ATP binding; cytoskeletal motor activity. Gene Ontology annotation, cellular component: myosin complex. NCBI's taxonomy places the organism in Eukaryota, Metazoa, Chordata, Actinopteri, Mugiliformes, Mugilidae. The record is from RefSeq and is a predicted model, not a curated record.
CUGCUUAUGUCUCAGACAGCAACUGGGAAGCUUCCAACUCAGGAUCACAGUAACAGGUCUGACUGUAUUUCAUCUUGUGUUGGGACCAAAAGAGCCUACUAAAGUGCCAUCAUGAGCACAGACGCAGAGAUGGAGGCCUAUGGCCCGGCAGCCAUUUACCUCCGGAAGCCGGAAAAGGAGAGGAUUGAGGCACAAACCGCUCCUUUUGAUGCCAAAAGUGCCUACUUUGUGGCUGAGCCAGAGGAGAUGUAUUUAAAGGGUAAACUCGUCAAAAGAGAGGGUGGUAAAGCCACAGUUGAGACAGUUACAGGAAAGACUCUUACUGUAAAAGAGGAUGACAUCCAUCCCAUGAACCCUCCCAAGUAUGACAAAAUUGAGGACAUGGCCAUGAUGACCCACCUCAAUGAACCUGCUGUGCUGUAUAACCUCAAAGAGCGUUUUGCAUCAUGGAUGAUCUACACUUACUCCGGCCUGUUCUGCGUCGUCGUGAAUCCCUACAAGUGGCUUCCUGUGUAUGAUUCUCAGGUUGUUGUAGCAUACAGAGGCAAGAAGAGGAUUGAGGCUCCACCCCACAUCUUCUCCAUCUCUGACAAUGCCUAUCAGUUCAUGCUCACAGAUCGUGAGAACCAGUCUGUCCUCAUUACGUGA